Molecule: messenger RNA, 912 nt
Organism: Talaromyces marneffei
Lineage: Eukaryota; Fungi; Ascomycota; Eurotiomycetes; Eurotiales; Trichocomaceae
Exons: 3
Coding region: 1-912 (303 amino acids)
Cellular component (GO): extracellular region
Source: RefSeq, a predicted model, not a curated record
AUGAAGGGCUCAUUGUUCGUCGGCGCUUUGUGCGUUUUGGGUGCUGCUGCCAGCCCGCUCAACAAGCGUGUUUUGGUCACCGAUAUCGAAGUCACCGUGGUCACCGUCACCGUUACUGAGACUCCUGGCGCUGCUACAACCUCUGUGCCUGCAUCAACCAUCUCUGUCGCAGCCACCACUAACCCCGUUGCCGCCGCUGCCAACGUGAACACCGAUUUUCCUCUCCCACCAUGGACUUCGACUGAGACUGAAACAGCCAUAGUCGUACCCUCGUCUACGCCAUCUACACCUACCUUUGUUGCCCCUGAACCUACAAUUGUUGCUCCCGAACCUUCUAUCACUGCUGACCCAACCACCGCUGUUGUCGAGACUACUUCUACAUCUACCAGCGUUACUCCAGCUGGCACUGACGCUGCCUACCAAGCCAAGAUCCUCGACUCUCACAACAUCCACCGUUCCAACCACUCUGCUCCAGCUCUUGCCUGGAACGAAACCCUGGCCCAGUCUGCUCUUGCUUUGGCCAGUACCUGCGACUACCACCACGAUACCUCCCUUGGCCCCGCCGCCGGCUAUGGCCAAAACAUUGCCUUUGGCGUCGGCUGCGACAACGUCGACCAAAUCAUUACCAACAUGAUGUACAACGAGGAAAUGAUGUACUAUCAGGGAUUGUACGGAGAAGCCAACCCCGACAUGACCAACUUUGAGAACUGGGGUCACUUCAGUCAGAUUGUCUGGUUGGACACCACCACCGUCGGCUGUGCUACUGUAACUUGCUCGCCUUUGGCCGAGUCUGGCUCGAGCAUGUCCUUGCCAUUUACCGUUUGCAACUACUACCCAGCUGGUAACUACGGCGGUGAAUACAGCGACAACGUCUUAGCACCAUUGGGCAACCCCAUGGUCGUCGCCCCUUAA